Molecule: messenger RNA, 452 nt
Organism: Acaulospora colombiana
Lineage: Eukaryota; Fungi; Glomeromycota; Glomeromycetes; Diversisporales; Acaulosporaceae
Source: the annotation of a GenBank genome assembly
AUGUCAGAAUCGAACAACGGAGAGAUUGUUGGUGCCUUUACGGAGAUAUCAUCUGAUUCCGAAGGAGCUAAUUUUGAAUUUAUCCCUGUACCAGCUGAAGACAAUACCCCCGAAUCGACAAAAUAUAAUACCCCUGAUAGUGGUUCCACCUCUCCUCCCUCUGGUGCUGAAGCCUGGAAGCAGAAUAUACUAAUUAGUAUGAUACCACGUAAAGAUGUCGAAUCUGGAAAAUAUCCCGGUGCCCAUGUAUUUUCUCCGGUAAAAGGCCUCAAUAAUAAGCGUCCAGUUACAGGUUUGGAUUUCGCAUCAUUAUAUCCAUCUAUUUUCAUGACUUACAACUUUUCAUCCGAAAUGAUAAUAUUAGAGGAAAAAACAGCUACGGAACUACAACAGAAAGGAAUACGUCUCCAUAAAAUCGAAUUCACAUUUAAUGGUCGAAUAUUACAAGCCUG